Molecule: messenger RNA, 1394 nt
Organism: Leucoraja erinaceus (little skate)
Lineage: Eukaryota; Metazoa; Chordata; Chondrichthyes; Rajiformes; Rajidae
Product: lamin-1-like
Exons: 5
Coding region: 123-896 (257 amino acids)
Source: RefSeq, a predicted model, not a curated record
UAAUUCUGGGCGUCAAAAGUGGAAGCUGGCUCAGAACAAGCGAGGAGAUACGGACCGCCUCCAAACUCCCGCGGCUCAGCACAUGAUCUGUUGCUGAAAGGACGCAGCCGGCGGAUAGAAGAAUGUGGAGAGGUCGGGUCUCUCACCUGCUGCAGGGACCGUGGUCGCUCAUCCUGUUCCUGUGCGUGUGCCUCUGCGUCCUGUACCUCUACGUCCAUGUUCAGGGCGGGCAGCAGCAGCAGCACCAGCAGCAGCAGCACCAGCCCGGGUCCGGGGAGCUGGGCACACUUCGGGACGAGGCGGCCAAGCUGCGGGAUGAGGCGGCCAAGCUGCGGGCGGAGGUAACCGGGCUGCGGGCGGAGGUAACCGGGCAGCGGGAGAAGACGGCCAAGCUGCGGGACGAGGCGGCCAAGCUGCAGGAUGAGGCGGCCAAGCUGCAGGACGAGGCGGCCAAGCUGCGGGAUGAGGCGGCCAAGCUGCGGGUGGAGGUAACCGGGCUGAGGGCAGAGGUAACCGGGCAGCGGGAGAAGACGGCCAAGCUGCAGGAUGAGACGGCCAAGCUGCAGGAUGAGGCGGCCAAGCUGCGGGAGCAGAUUUCUGCUCAGAAUGAGGUGAUCAAAAAACCGCAAGUUCAGGACCAGGACUUGCAAUCCAAAAAUGACAAAAUGCAAGAUGAUCUUGAUGGGAGUCAGACUGAGAGCGGGAAGCACGGGGAACGGGUGCAAGGAUUGGAGCGCGGUUUGGAAAACAAUGAACGCCAAAAAGUAAACAUUUGGUAUCUUCCACAAAAGUGCCCGAAUCUAGCAUGUGAUACGCAGCUUUAUAACAAAUGGUGGUUCGACAUGCCUUGGGGCCUGGGCUGUUCCCUGGGCUGGCGCCUAGGCUAUUGCUUCUAAUGACAUGAAUGGCUGACCUUGAAGGUUGGAGAAACUCCUGUCUGGAGGGAAGGCAGUGGUUGGUGGUUAUAAACAGAAUGAUGAUCCUCUAGAUGUGACUGACCCUCGAGAGAACUUUGUCGUGAAGAUCUUUCCCCGCAGUCCUGCUUCACCUGAACGGUUCUGCUGAGGUGUGAAUGGACCAGUGACACCUCAGCCAUGGCCAGCAUCCUUGGCACGCCCUUGUUCAAUGAGUUGGCAAUGAGACUGCAAGCCAGGCUUGGUUGGGUGGCAAGGGUGCGGUGAUGUGGAGAUGCGUAGAGGCGUGGGGGCACGGAAUGGGAAAUGAACCACCGCGGAUAUUGGUCCCGUUCCCUCGCCUUCCCUGUUAUAGACGUUACACCUCACGUCCACCACCCUUGUACCCACAUCACACCGCCCUCUGCAUUGUUAUUUGGUUUUGGUAUUUUUUAUUUUCUUAGAAGCGAUUGUACCAGAAUAAAGCAAUCGGCAUAACAA